AUGUCUCAAGAAUAUAUGAGAUUUCCUUCAAGAAGAUCCACAGUGUAUUCCAGUAAAGGAAUUGUGGCAUCUACCCAACCUUUUGCCAAUGCCAUUGGAGUUAAAAUCCUCGAGAAAGGUGGAAAUUGUGUUGACGCAGCUAUCGCCGUAUCAGCUGCAUUGGUGGUUACAGAACCUGCAUCCACUGGUAUUGGUGGUGAUUGCUUUGUCUUGUACUAUCAGUUGCAAGAUAAAAAGGAUCCAACAAGUGGAAAAGUCUUGGGAUUAAACGGAUGUGGGCGUGCAGCCAAAAAUGUUUCGAUUCAAGAUGUAUGCGAUGAACACAACAAUGGAAAGCCUAUGAAAAGAAUUCCAUACUCAUCCGUAUUCUCAGUUACUGUUCCUGGUGCUAUCGCUGGUUGGUAUGAUGCCUUUGAAAAAUGGGGAUCUGGUAAGGUAUCCUUUGAAGAACUAUUAGAACCUGCAGCUGUUUUAGCCGAAGAAGGAUUUCCAAUAUCGGAAUUGGCAAGUCAGGCUUGGAGAAACUCUAUUCCUAAGUUGAAAAAUCAAAAUCCUAAUGUGAAGGAGAAUCCAUUAUUAGUCAACAAUGGACAAGGACCAGAUGAAGGUGAUUUCGUUCAGAAUGUACCAGUUGCGAAAUGUUUAAGGCUUAUUGGUAAAGAGGGUAAAAAAGUCUUUUAUGAGGGCCCAAUUGCUGAAGCCAUUGUUAAUACAGUCAAGCCAAGAAGCCAUAAAUUGGAUUUAGAUGAUUUAAAGACACACUCGUCAACCGAGGUUGAACCAAUCAAACUUAGAUUUCAAGACCAUGAUGUCUGGGAGAUCCCUCCCAAUGGUCAUGGGUUGGUUACGUUGUUGGCUUUGGGUAUAAUCCAAGAGCUUCAUAAUAUGGGAAGAAUUGAUCUUUACAAAUUAGAGCAUAAUUCAGAUGAGUAUUUACAUAUUUUAGUGGAAGCUUGCAAAUUGGCAUUCUAUGAUUCGGAUGAAUAUGUCACUGACCCUUCAUUCAAGGACCUUCCAAUUGAUUCAUUAUUGGAACCGGCUUAUUUACAGAAAAGAGCAAAAUUGAUUUCAUUAGAUAAAGCUAUUGAUGGAGAACACAUGACUCAUGGCGUGCCUGAUCCAAAAUAUAAAUCGGAUACUGUUUAUUUAUCUGUCACAGAUUCUAAUGGAGAAGCUUGUUCAUUUAUUAACUCGGUUUAUGAAGGUUUCGGAUCGGGUAUUUUGGUUGAAGAUUAUGGAUUUUGUUUGCACAAUCGAGGUUGUAACUUCAACUUACUGCCUGGCUUUCCCAAUUCUAUGGAAGGUGGUAAGAGACCAUAUCAUACUAUCAUUCCAGGUAUGAUUACUAAUAAAGAUGGGUCCUUGUAUGCUUCUUUUGGGAAUAUGGGUGCAUUUGCCCAACCUGUCUGUCAAGUCCAACAUGUUUUAAACUUGACUUUGUUUGGAAUGACCCCUCAACAGCUGAUUGACUCUCCAAGGUUCGUGUUGGCAUCCAAUGAGGACCCUAAGGCCGAUAGAGGGAAAGGCGCUGAUGGGCCAGUAAGGACCCCAGUUACUAUUGUUCAAUUGGAGGAUGGCAUUGGUGAGCAAGCUAUCCAUAAAUUAACGUCAAUCGGACAUGAGGUACAAAUUUUGAAGGGAUAUAAGAGACAGACUUUUGGAAGAGCCCAAAUUAUUCAGAAUGUUUCUAAAAAUGGUCAAUUGAUUUAUGCUGGUGGAUCUGAUCCUAGAGGUGAUGGAGCUGCAGUUCCACUUCUCUAA
Messenger RNA from Hemisphaericaspora subhashii, 1761 nucleotides. RefSeq names its product Ecm38p (gene ECM38). The coding region runs from base 1 to 1761 and encodes 586 amino acids. NCBI's taxonomy places the organism in Eukaryota, Fungi, Ascomycota, Pichiomycetes, Serinales, Debaryomycetaceae. The transcript has a single exon. The record is from RefSeq and is a predicted model, not a curated record.